AUGAAAGUAAUGAGUUCUUCUCCAUUUAGUCAUUAUGUAACUUACAGAUUCAUCAGAGAUGGGAGUGUAGCAGGUGCAAAGAAAGGAGAUACCGACUAUACUAUGAGAGAGAGAAAUGGAGGAGUUCUUAAAUUUCAAGUGUAUAGAUGGUGUUAUGGUUACAAGCGGUUGAAUUCUAGCUUACGGUUCAUGAAUUUGGGUGAGGUUGGUUGUUUUCAACGUUGGAGGAUAUUGAAAGAUGAGGAUUUGGGGAAUGGAGAAGGAAAACGGGAGGUGAACAUCUCACUCCACUGGCUGUUACCCAUCUCCUUCAACACACUCUCAGAAGUUUGUGCAUCCACGAAAAUUCCCAAUGGGUCUAUGCAGUCUUCUGGAGGAUCUUGCCUAGAAACUACCCUCCACCCAAGUGGGAAGGACAAGGGGCUUAUGACAGAUCAAGAGGAAACAGAAGGAAUUGGGUGUUCAUAUGCAUGCAGGAUAUUGGUGUGGGAAGAUGGUUUCUGCAAUUUUGCUGCAUCUGCAGCUCCAGAAAUCAACUCUGGAGAUUGUCCUACCUCAUCAGUUUAUGGGAACUGUGAAUUUCAGCCCUACCAAGGGCUGCAACCGGAGCUCUUCUUCAAGAUGUCACAUGAGAUCUAUAACUAUGGAGAAGGGUUGAUAGGAAAAGUUGCUGCAGAUCACAGCCACAAGUGGAUAUACAAAGAGCCUAACGAUCAAGAAAUCAACUUCUUGUCAGCAUGGCACAAUUCAGCAGAUUCGCACCCUCGGACUUGGGAAGCCCAGUUCCUGUCUGGUAUAAAGACCAUAGCUCUUAUUGCUGUACGAGAAGGUGUUGUUCAAUUAGGAGCUGUUCACAAGGUGAUUGAAGACCUGAGCUAUGUGGUUCUUUUAAGAAAAAAGUUCAGCUACAUUGAGAGCAUCCCUGGUGUGUUGUUGCCACAUCCAUCAUCUUCUGCAUACCCUUAUAAAGUAGAAGGAGGGUAUGGAGUCCCAGAACAAUGGCAUUUCCAAGGCAACCACCUUGCACCCCAAACUGAGUUAUAUGACAACCACUUCAACUUGCCACUCAAAAUAACCCCCUCAAUGAGCAGCCUUGAGGCACUUCUCUCUAAGCUCCCCUCAGUGGUGCCACCACCACAUCCAACACAACCACAGUCCCAUCAUCAACUUCUGUCACCCCAGCAAAGGCCAUUGGAGUUCAUGGGAUCAACAAUGCAAAAAGUGGCAAAGGAAGAGUUAGAAGAAGAGGUAUACAGGCCAGAACUUGACAUAGGUGAGAGUAGCAGUUCCAUGCCAGGGUACCACCAUCAACAUCACUUCCAUCAGGAUCAGAAUAAUGUAACUAGGAGUGGAGCCAACAAUGGAUUUUGA
Sphenostylis stenocarpa is the source of this 1371-nucleotide messenger RNA. The record is from the annotation of a GenBank genome assembly. Lineage: Eukaryota; Viridiplantae; Streptophyta; Magnoliopsida; Fabales; Fabaceae.